GCUCUUCCACUCCCAGGACACCUUUCUGUUCACUCUACCUCACGGGUGCACACCGGGCGGUGACGCAGUGGCAGCAGCGAGUGUCAGGUGUCUCACCUUUCUUUCACAUAAAGAGUCAGUCAACGGAAGUUCGCAAGGUAAUCUCAUCGCUGCCAGAGAUGGAAAGUGGUCCCUUUAAUCGACGUUCCUGGGCAACACAGUCCUUGCGUGUAACCGCGAAUGAGCUGUCACUGACUAGCCGAGGGAAAAACAAUGCCAUCGCUGAACGCUUCUCCAAGUACCAACGAGCUGCUGGGGAGGCCAGUGCAGAGAAGAAAAAAGGAGUCUCUGAGAGUGCAUCGCCCUCCCUGCGGUCAACCAACCUGAGUGCUCUGAAGAAGCGCUGGGAGCAGAGAGGGAGCAGCGAUAGGGACAAAUCUGCUUCAGUCCCACCUCCAAUCCAGUCUAGCAUCCGACGCAGACCUUCUGCUCUGGCCAGAACCCCGUCUAUCACUGAGCAAUCUCCUCCGAUGAAGAGCCCCACCGUGCGGACCGAUCAAGGAGGUCCACUCACAGAUCUGAAAGCAAACAGAGGUGAAGAAGAGAGAGGGAUGGACAAGGAUGAGCUGACACACAGUGACAGACCUGAAAAGCUGGAAGAGCAAGUUCCAACCAGCCCCCGUGCCUCUUAUGAGAAAGCCCAAGUGCCACUGAACAACCUGAAGAUGAAGUUUGAGAGGGGAGAGGACGCUAAGGGAAAGGUUGCCAGGACAACUCUACGCAGUUCUUCCUCAGAGGACAUGGACCAACAUGGAGGUGUGUCUCCAUCUAAACGGGUUGAAGGGACAUCUAUGAAGGAGAAGAUGGCAAAAUACCAGGCCUCUGUUUCUAAACAAGGAACCAGUCCCUCUGGUGUGGCUGCAGAGCUGCCUGCUCCGAAAACUUCUGCAGCAGUAAAAGAGAAACACAAUGCUGCACGUGAGUGCAAUGGGGAGACCAGCGAACAACCCAAAGCAUUACGGAAGUUCUGCCCCCCUGUGAAGGAGACAUGCAACGCAUGUUCAAAGACUGUGUAUCCUCUGGAGAGACUGGUGGUUCUGAAGCAUGUCUACCACAAAAGUUGCUUCUGCUGUGUGCACUGCAGCAUGAAACUCGGUCUUGGGAACUACGCCUCUCUACAUGGUAACGUCUACUGCAAGCCCCAUUUUAACCAGCUGUUUAAAGCUAAAGGAAACUAUGACGAGGGCUUUGGCCACCGGCCUCACAAGGAGCUUUGGGCGCCACGAGCUGAUGGACAGGAGGUUGAAGAAGGGAUGAAGCCAAAAGAACAAGAGGAACCAGCAGCUGCAGAGCUUUGUCCAGCUGAGAGUGUCUCAGAAAAAACACCAACCCCACCUGAGGAAACUUCCCCGCAGGUAAAAGUCACAGACCUGACAGCCGCACUGGAGACACGUGUGCAGACACACAGCAGUGAAAAACCUCAGGCUACAGAGAAGCUGGCUGAGAAACGCAGGCUGAGGGUUGCCUGGCCUCCACAAGGUGGUGAGGGCAAAUCUGAGUCAGCAGCCCUCAGUCCGGUCACAGAGGGGGCUUCGUCAGGCCGACCAUGGAGGGCCAAGUGGCCCCCAGAGGAUGAGGUGCAGUCAUCUUUCCAGAGCACAGAGCGGGUCGAGCUGAAGAGCCUGAGAAGGAGCUCUUCUCUAAAGGAGCGCUGUCGGCCUUUUACCAUUGCAGCCAGACCCAUCCCCGCAGCAAGUGUAGGCCCCAGGGAGCCUCGUCGCCCGCUCAAAUCCCUGCUGGAGUGGAGAGCAUCAUUCGAGGAAAAAUCUGAAGAAGCACCCGUAAAAAGCGACCCGGAACCUCUGGAGGUGAAGCCGGAGGAAAAGAAAGAGCAAAGCAAGUGCGUGAGUCUAAGAGAGUCUGUCACUGAGGAGGUUGUGGAGACUCCAAGACAGGAAGACCAAGCAGAGGGAGUCAAAGCAGCGGCAGACAACAUGGCAGCAGAAGAGGGCUCUCUAAGAAGCACCUCACACAGUAUUUCACCAUCCAGCUCUCCACCUGCACAGCCAAAGCAGAACCGUGCCUCCCAGGAUGUGGGCUUCUGGGAAGAGGACAAAGAAGGAAGUGAAACUGAGGAGCUGAGUGCAGAGGACAUAAUUAAGAGGAACCGCUACUAUGACGAGGAGGAUGACAACUCUGACUCAUAGGAACACUAAAAGUGCCACGCCCAUUCAGUUUUAGAAUUUCACUCAGUUAUGUCAUCUCAGUUGAUUAGUUAUCUCAAAUAUAGCUUCGCCAGGUUUGAUAGUUUAUAGGACCAAAAUAUAUGAUGUAUUUGCAUAUAAAUUGCAUUAACUGCCUUUAAUUGUAAAGUUCAAAUAUGUUACUAUACCCUUUGAAAAUGUUUGAUAGAGCUUUAAUAGGACUCCUGAUUUUACUGGAUGUUUGGCCUCUUUUAAACGUUGUUAUUGCCUGUUGGACCCUCUUCAAUAGAAGCACAUUUUAUUUAAUGCUAUUUUUAAGUGCUUUUAAUGACAGCUUUAACCCCUCUGCAUCAAUAACAACAGUCAUUAUGUUUAUUUGUGCUUUUCCUAUAAUAAAGAAAAGACCUUAAAAUACUUUACCAAAAAAUACCACAGCCUGAAAAUCUGGGCAUUUUAUAGUAAAAUAUAGUUUUGUCCUCUCCAACCUUGUUCAUCUCUCUUCUUCUCUCAGGGAUAAGACUCUGAGAGUGCCAGUGCUUACAGGUACUGGAUCUUUUUUUUAAUGGACUUCAAUUUCUUAUAUUGCAAAUUUAUGGUAUGUUAUUUCCAAAGCUUUAAAAUGACUAAAGAGCAGUCUUUUUGAUUGAUGUUGAGUUAUUAGGCUCUCGCAGCUCCUGAUAAGUCAUAAAUAA
Molecule: messenger RNA, 2875 nt
Organism: Labrus mixtus (cuckoo wrasse)
Lineage: Eukaryota; Metazoa; Chordata; Actinopteri; Labriformes; Labridae
Product: LIM domain and actin-binding protein 1-like
Exons: 10
Coding region: 159-2186 (675 amino acids)
Biological process (GO): actin filament bundle assembly
Cellular component (GO): plasma membrane; actin cytoskeleton
Molecular function (GO): actin filament binding
Source: RefSeq, a predicted model, not a curated record